CCUGACUAUAGUAGUGUUCGUGCUUGUGGUAGUGACAAAAAAUUGUGACACCCCAAGAACAAGGAAAACUACUUGUUAUUUACAGAGUUUGAAUCAAAUUUCCAAAAUAUAUUAUGGUUAUUACGGAGAAUAUUAGUAAUGGUAAUAAUUUAUUGGGUCGUAGGAAGGCAAUUGAGGAGCUUGAGAAGGGUCGUGAAUUUGCAAACAAGCUUAGGGUUGUGAUCAGUGGUGGUGAAGGGGGUGUUGAUGGUGAACAACUUGUGGAGAAGGUUCUUAUGUCAUUCACAAACUCACUCUUGAUCUUGAACAAGAACACUGGUUCUAAUAAUUGUGAUGAGGUCUAUGAUGUUCCUUCUUCAUGUGGGAUCAAUCCAACCAAGUCUGAGGAUUCACUUGAGAGUAAUUGCAAGAGCUCCGUUCAUAAAGAACGUAGAGGGUGUUACAAGAGAAGAAGGACUUCACAAGUAUUGGAGAAGGAGUCUGAAGCUCCAAUUGAUGAUGGUCAUCAGUGGAGAAAGUAUGGCCAAAAAGUUAUCCUUAAUACCAAACAUCCAAGGAACUAUUACAGAUGCACUCACAAAUAUGACCAAGGUUGUCUAGCAACAAAACAAGUGCAACAGGUUGAAGAUGAACCAACACUUUACAAGACCACAUACUAUGGAAACCACACUUGUAGGAACAACCUGAACCCUACAAUCAUAUUGGAUGAAUCCAAUGAUUCUCCUUCACAAUCUUCAAUGUUCCUCAGCUUUGAUAAUUCCCUACCAACAACUAAUAAUAAUAAUAAUAAUAAUAAUAAUAAUAAUAAUAAUAAUAAUAAUAAUAAUAAUAAUAAUAAUAAUAAUAAUGUUCCUUCAUGUUCUUCAAAUGAUUACAUGAUAUCUUCGGAGCUUACUUUUGAUAACUACUCAACGCAUCAUCAUGUUAAUGCUUUAUCAUCAACACUUGACUCAGAUGAUGUUAUUUCUUAUGAUCCUUCUCAGCUUGAUGAUGCCAUUGAGCAUUUCUUUGUUACUAAUAUAUAUUGAUGAAUUUUGGAUUUUAGAUAUGUUUUCCUUUGUAAGUUUUGCCCCCUUCUAAUUAUGUAGCUUGAAGUGUUUGAUUUAGAUAGAUAAGUAGCUUGGGGUCCGAUCCAUGUAUCUCUCAUCUGUUAAAUAUGUACUUCUCUUCCAUUUUCAAUGAAAAAAAUUGUUAAUUAUUUUAUGCAA
Molecule: messenger RNA, 1208 nt
Organism: Arachis duranensis
Lineage: Eukaryota; Viridiplantae; Streptophyta; Magnoliopsida; Fabales; Fabaceae
Product: WRKY DNA-binding transcription factor 70
Biological process (GO): regulation of DNA-templated transcription
Molecular function (GO): sequence-specific DNA binding; DNA-binding transcription factor activity
Source: RefSeq, a predicted model, not a curated record